UUAAUCACUCAGGGACUCGACUGAGUCAUGAGUCAAUGCGUCACGGUAGAGCUCCUUUCACAACACUACACAGAUUCAAUUCCCUCUCCUUCCAUCACCAAUCCAACUUCUCAACAAUUCAGCGCCAAGUGAAUCAAACUUCAGAGCACAAAAUAUUUACUCAUCUUUUGAAAAUUUGCCUACAACAAUGCCAGCGAAUCAAAAUCCGCCACCCGUUCGACGAAACGCCUCAAAGGCUAGCCCAAGCUUCAAGAACCAGCAAAACUAUCCACGCCCAGAGCCUGAAAUUUGGGUUUGGAUCAAAAGGGCGGCUGGGUAGUGCCAUUGUUGAUUUGUAUGCUAAAUGUGGCAAUGUGGAAUUUGCUGCGAAGGCAUUUAACCAGCUUGAGAAACGAGAUAUACUGGCAUGGAACUCGGUUCUUUCCAUGUAUUCGAGGCAGGGAUCGUUGGAGCAGGUUAUUUGGUGUUUUGGGUCGUUGCAGAAUUGUGGCGUGUCGCCCAAUCAGUUCACUUAUGCUAUUGUUUUGUCCUCUUGUGCAAGAUUGGUGGAUAUUGAUCUGGGCAAACAAGUCCAUUGUGGUGUUAUUAAGAUGGGUUUUGAGUUUAAUUCCUUUUGUGAAGGGUCUUUAAUUGAUAUGUAUUCAAAAUGUGGUUCUCUGGUUGAUGCUCGGAAAAUAUUUGAUGCAGUGGUGGAUCCUGAUACAGUUUCCUGGACAGCAAUGAUUGCAGGGUAUGUUCAAGUUGGUUUACCUGAGGAGGCACUUAAGGUGUUUGAGGAUAUGCAGAAACUAGGCCUUGUUCCAGACCAGGUUGCAUUUGUGACUGUCAUAACUGCAUGUGUUGGUUUGGGAAGGCUUGAUGAUGCAUGUGAUUUAUUUGUCCAAAUGCCCAACACAAAUGUUGUAGCAUGGAAUGUGAUGAUUUCUGGGCAUGUGAAGAGAGGUUGUGAUAUAGAAGCUAUUGAUUUUUUCAAAAACAUGUGGAAAACUGGUGUUAAGUCGACGCGAUCCACAUUAGGAAGUGUGUUGAGUGCCAUUGCUAGUUUAGAAGCUCUCAACUAUGGCCUGCUGGUUCAUGCUCAGGCAAUCAAACAGGGUUUAAAUUCUAAUGUUUAUGUUGGAAGUUCUUUGAUCAAUAUGUAUGCCAAGUGUGAGAAAAUGGAAGCUGCCAAGAAAGUUUUUGAUGCUUUGGAUGAGAGAAAUCUUGUGCUAUGGAAUGCAAUGCUAGGAGGUUAUGCACAGAAUGGGUAUGCCAGUAAAGUCAUGAAGUUAUUCUCUGAAAUGAGGGGUUGUGGUUUCUGGCCUGAUGAAUUUACCUACACUAGCAUUCUGAGUGCAUGUGCCUGCUUGGAAUGUUUAGAAAUGGGGCGCCAGUUGCAUUCAUUUAUUAUCAAACAUAAUUUUGAAUACAACUUAUUUGUGGAAAACACAUUAGUAGAUAUGUAUGCUAAAUGUGGGGCUCUAGAGGAAGCAAGACAACAAUUUGAAUUCAUAAGGAAUAGAGACAAUGUUUCUUGGAAUGCAAUUAUUGUUGGGUAUGUGCAGGAAGAAGACGAGGAUGAGGCUUUCAACAUGUUUCGAAGGAUGAUCUUGGAUGGGAUUGCACCUGAUGAAGUGUCUUUGGCUAGUAUACUUAGUGGAUGUGCAAAUCUUCAAGCUCUUGAACAAGGAGAGCAGGUGCAUUGCUUUUUGGUCAAAUCUGGUUUACAAACAAGCCUUUAUGCAGGAAGCUCCCUUAUUGACAUGUAUGUCAAAUGUGGUGCCAUUGAAGCCGCUCGAUAUGUUUUCUCUUGCAUGCCUAGCCGAAGUGUGGUCUCCAUGAAUGCUAUUAUUGCAGGGUAUGCUCAAAAUGAUCUAGUUGAAGCAAUAGAUCUGUUCCAAGAGAUGCAGAACGAGGGAUUGAACCCAUCUGAAAUCACCUUUGCAAGCCUUUUGGAUGCAUGUAAUGGACCUUAUAAAUUGAAUCUGGGAAGGCAAAUCCACUGUCUAAUACAAAAGAGGGGCCUUUUGUAUGAUGGUGAUUUCUUAGGCGUCUCUCUCUUGGUCAUGUAUAUGAACUCCCAAAGGAAAACAGAUGCAGAUAUUCUUUUCUCAGAGUUUCAAUAUCCAAAGAGUACAAUCUUAUGGACAGCAAUAAUAUCAGGACACACUCAAAAUGGUUGUAGCGAGGAGGCUUUGCAGUUGUAUCAAGAAAUGCAUAGAAACAAUGCCAGACCGGACCAAGCCACAUUUGCUAGUGUCCUUAGAGCAUGUUCCAUCUUAGCUUCUUUGGGAGAUGGUAGAAUGAUCCAUUCUCUCAUUUUCCAUGUUGGUUUGGACUCAGACGAGUUAACAGGCAGUGCCCUUGUAGACAUGUAUGCUAAAUGUGGGGAUAUGAAAAGUUCUGUUCAAGUUUUUGAAGAAAUGGGUAGUAAAAAUGAUGUUAUCUCUUGGAACUCGAUGAUAGUUGGAUUUGCUAAAAAUGGGUAUGCAGAAAAUGCACUGAAAAUCUUUGAUGAGAUGAAGCACACACGAAUAAGGCCUGAUGAUGUCACAUUCCUUGGUGUUCUCACUGCAUGUAGUCAUGCAGGCAGGGUAUCUGAAGGCCGUGAAAUCUUUGACAUCAUGGUCCAUUCCUAUAAGAUUGUGCCAAGAUUAGAUCAUUGUGCUUGUAUGAUUGAUCUUCUGGGCAGAUGGGGCUUUCUCAAAGAAGCUGAGGAGUUCAUUGACAAGCUAAAUUUUGAGCCCGAUGCUAUGAUUUGGGCAACACUACUUGGUGCUUGCAGAAUACAUGGAGAUGAUAUAAGGGGGCGACGAGCGGCUGAGAAGCUGAUUGAAUUGGAACCUGAAAAUUCUUCUCCUUAUGUGCUACUUUCUAAUAUAUAUGCUGCAUCAGGAAACUGGGAUGAGGUUAACUCAGUGAGGAGGGCAAUGAGAGAAAAAGGACUGAAAAAGUUGCCUGGAUGUAGCUGGAUAGUAGUAGGACAGAAGAGUAACUUAUUUGUAGCAGGGGAUAAAUUUCAUCCCAGUGCUGGUGAAAUCCAUGCACUUUUGAAGGAUUUGAUAGCACUGAUGAAAGAAGAUGGUUAUAUUGCUGAAACUGAUUCUCUGUUGGAAGAUGAAGACUGAAGGAGGCAUUCCUUUUAUCAUUUUUGUCUUUGUUUGAAGCAGAGAUGAAAUCAUUAUCCAGUUAAUGUGAAAGCAGAAGAGGUAUAUUAUGGGUUCAUUUUGCUAAGAAGCAUUCAUUGGGGCUAAGUGGGCAGGAAUGAUGCUUUGAAGGUCAAGAUCUGUAAAGUCCUUCAAAUCCAUUUCUCCUCAUUGACUGCCAAGGAAGCCAGCUUCAGAGUCUAAUUAUUUCCAGAGUGUAAAUCUAUUUUUUCCUUCAUAUGGAAAGGCCAGCACCAUGAGGGGCAUAUUUUCUACAUUCUACUGCUGGUUUUUUUACUAAUUGUUUAUCAUGGUUGAUCGACAUUCAUAUUAAGCUAGUGGCUCCCUUAUCUAUAUAGAGAAGGCUGAAUGGAGAAUGAGCUAGAAAUAGAAUCUUAGAUAAACUCCAACCGAAGGAUAGAGUUGAAAGAGGAUUAUCAGGUUCCAGAGGAAAAUAUGAAUAAGAUCUUCUGUAAUUUGGGGGAACCCUUUGUUGAAGCUCUGGAUGGGAAAAUCAAGUAGAUAGAUGCCACAAAAGCUGUUUUUCUCAUUUUUAAAGCUCUGAGGCUAUUAUUACUUCACCCUUAAAGUAAUACUGAUGGGCAUUGGGAAUUCUAGUAAUACACUGACCAAAGUAGUAUUACAUGAUGCUAAAACUUUCUUCCCUGCAGUGGCAUUUUUUUUUUUCAUUUAUGAUCAUAUUGUAAAAUUGUCAUGAUUACAUGGAAAAAUAUUUAUCCAAUAAUUGAUGUUGUA
Messenger RNA from Vitis riparia (riverbank grape), 3881 nucleotides. RefSeq names its product pentatricopeptide repeat-containing protein At3g09040, mitochondrial. Gene Ontology annotation, biological process: RNA modification. The record is from RefSeq and is a predicted model, not a curated record. The transcript has 2 exons. The coding region runs from base 36 to 3107 and encodes 1023 amino acids. Gene Ontology annotation, molecular function: protein binding; RNA binding. NCBI's taxonomy places the organism in Eukaryota, Viridiplantae, Streptophyta, Magnoliopsida, Vitales, Vitaceae.